UCUUAUCGGCGCCAUUUUUGCAGUAUUUUUUUUCUUCUCUCUGUUGUGUGUCACUCUGUUAUUCGAUUCGAUUCCUAUUUUUCUUCUCCUCCUCUAAAUUCAACUAAUCCAUUCAACUUCCCCUUUUUUCUCUUAUCCAUAUCAAAUAAUUUCAUCCAUUUAUUUUAUCUAACACAGUACAAAACUGUACUGGAAAUUCUACUUCAGCUCAUUUCUACAGAGUUUUACAGAGAUGGUUUUUUUCCCCCUGAUUUGGGUUUGAUCUGAUCAGGAAAAGAAAGUUUUUUUUGCUUGUUUUGAGGUGAAUUGUUGGUGGGUUUUUGUUUCUUGAAGUUGAUUGAGCUUGAAUUGGAUGUGGGUUUUUGAUUGUGGUUUGAUCUGAAUUGAUUUUUUUUAUGGGUUUUGUAAUUUAUGGGAAAUGAUUGGUUCCUGUGUUUAAAUUGAACUGAAUUGGAAGUGGGGUUUUUGAAUUUUUUGAUAUUUCUCUUAAUUUGGGUUUGAUCUGACCAAAAAAAUCAAGUUUUUUUCAUGUAGAUUGGAGUUGAAUUUUUGGUGGUUUUUUGUAAUAUAUGGGAACUGAUUUUGGUCCAGGUGUUUGAAUUGAGCUGAAUUUGAAGUGGGUUUUUGAAAUUUUUGACAAAUUCUUGUGCUGGUCACUGAUUUGACCUUCUUGUUGUGCAAACUCUGAUGGGUGUUUUUUUUGGCCUUAAAGCUACGUCAGAUCAACAGAUUGUGUCUUUAUCAACUGAGUUAACCUUUCUUGUAAGUGAAAGGUGAUCAAUAGUGGAAGAGAGAGAGAGAGAGAGACAGAAUAAAAAAGGUGUCUUUUGGGGAUAUUACUAUUAAAAAAUUUGAAAGGGGGCAAUAGUUUUGAUAGAUCUGCUCUAUAUGUUAGUUGCAGUUAUAUUAUUUCUAUACUUGUAAGUUGUGAUGUAGAGGAUUGUUUCAAGAGCUAAUUAUGUAUGCAUGAUUGUUCAAGGGUUGCUGAAAAGUUCAUAACUUUUUGGUGGAUUAGAUUCGAUACGGACUGCAGUAGAAGUGAAUUGGAUUUCCAUUAGCAGUCUGUUAAUUUCCCCCCUUUUUGAUUGUGUGAUGAUGGUGAAGUUGUUGGAUUGAGGUGGAGGAUUCGUUAAUAGAUUUUGAAGACUCGAAGGAGGAUAUUAAUACAGAUUCGAAUAGGGGAAUAGGGUGUUUGUUUGUUUAGUUGUUCUGGAGUGCUUACAGAAUUUAGUCCGGGGCCUCGGGAUGGGGUCCUGCUUGUCAUCUGAUAGCAGGAGUCCUCAUCCUGGUUCUCCUGCAUCUACAAUUAGGAAGAGGAAGAACUCAAAGAAGAGGUCAGGAUCGCGGAAUUCUUCCUUUGACAUUCAUAAGGAAGAGCUGCUGCAUAGGAUUCCCGGGCGUAUGUUCUUGAAUGGUUCUAGUGAGGUGGCUUCACUCUUCAGUCAGCAGGGAAAGAAAGGGACUAAUCAAGAUGCUAUGAUUGUGUGGGAGAAUUUCGGUUCCAGAGAAGAUACUGUUUUCUGUGGUGUUUUUGAUGGUCAUGGUCCUUUUGGUCAUAUGGUUGCAAAACGAGUCAGAGAUGCACUUCCCUUAAAGCUAAGCACACACUGGGAAGUUAAUAUAAAAAGUGAAGACGUUCUAAGAGAGAUCAGUCUCAACACGGGGAGUAGCCUAUAUCCUGAGGAUGCUGUCCUCAUCUCUGCUGAGGAGUCGAGGCUCUCAAUUGAUGUUGAAGAGACCGAAAAACACUUGGAAGUAUUUCAGACAUUGAAGGAGUCAUUUCUGAAGGCGUAUAAGGUUAUGGAUAGAGAACUGAGAAGCUAUACCAAUAUCGACUGCUUCUGUAGUGGAACAACAUCAGUAACGCUAGUUAAACAGGGUGAGAAUCUUGUUAUUGGUAAUGUUGGAGACUCUAGAGCUGUGCUGGGUACGAGAGGCGAGGAUGAUUCUCUCACUGCAGUGCAAUUGACAGUAGAUCUUAAGCCCGAUUUACCAGCGGAGUUUGAGAGGAUUCGCAAAUGUAAAGGGCGAGUGUUUUCUCUUCAAGAUGAACCAGAUGUUGCAAGAGUGUGGAUGCCAAAUAGCAACUCUCCUGGACUUGCCAUGGCUCGUGCUUUUGGCGAUUUUUGCCUCAAGGAUUUUGGUGUCAUCUCAGUACCUGAAAUUUCUUACAGGCGUUUAUCCGAGAAAGAUGAAUUCAUUGUUCUGGCGACAGAUGGGAUUUGGGACGUACUUUCAAAUGAUGAAGUAGUAAAUAUUGUCGAUUCGGCUUCAUCCCGUUCAUCUGCAGCUCGAUCACUUGUUGAAGAAGCCGUUCGAGCCUGGAAGAUCACAUACCCAACUUCUAAAGUCGAUGACUGUGCAGUUGUCUGCCUCUUCCUUGAUUCAAACUCGAAUAACUUCUCUACUGCUUCUAGUACUGAGGACAACGACAAGACUUUCGUCUCAAUGGGAAUGAGUGAAGUUAGCAACAGUACGGGUGGUGCCCUUAGUCCACCUGCAUUGAAUCGUUCCUGUACUGUUCGAGAAGGUGAAGAGGUUUCAGCAGUCAGCAACGAGGAAGCCUCGGAACAGGAUGAGUUGCUACCUAAGACGGAAAAAGAAUGGUCUGUUCUUGACGGGGUAGCUGUUGGAGGAUCAAAAUACAAGAAGAAAUAGUAAGAACUUGCCUUGCACCAGGCGCUUACACCAAACCAAUGGAUGCAUGACAUGUGUUUGCACAUCGACUUUCCUCACUUUAACUAUGGUUAACAUAUAUUUUCACCUCGUUAUUAACCAUGGUCAGCCGCGUCUAGGUGUUAGUAAGUUUUUACCAUGUCCAAAUGUGGAUUCAUUUCUCUGUCUUAAUUUCCAUUUUGUUUAGUUCUUAUGAUCAGUUUUUUUUACUGUAAUAAUUCUUUCUCUAUAGUUUAUGUAACAGUACUAGCUAUUUAUUUUUUU
Solanum stenotomum is the source of this 2940-nucleotide messenger RNA. RefSeq names its product probable protein phosphatase 2C 33. Gene Ontology annotation, molecular function: protein serine/threonine phosphatase activity. Lineage: Eukaryota; Viridiplantae; Streptophyta; Magnoliopsida; Solanales; Solanaceae. The transcript is spliced from 5 exons. The coding region runs from base 1246 to 2658 and encodes 470 amino acids. The record is from RefSeq and is a predicted model, not a curated record. Gene Ontology annotation, biological process: protein dephosphorylation.